AUGCCGAACAUUAUAAACGAAGUUAAAUUGGACUUCAAGGAUGUAUUGCUGAGGCCAAAAAGAAGCACUCUAAACAGUCGAAAUGAUGUAGAUCUAUUUCGUGAGAUUACAUUCCGGAAUUCGGGGCAAACAUACCGGGGGGUCCCCGUAAUGGCUAGUAACAUGGACACCGUGGGCACAUUUGAAAUGGCACAGGAAUUAUCUAAGCACGGCCUAUUUACCUGCAUACACAAGUACUAUACCCUGGACGAGUGGAAAAAAUUCGCAGAAGACUAUCCUAAAUGCCUAGAACAAAUGGCUGCAAGUUCUGGAACAGCUGAGGCUGACUUCGACCGCCUUUCGGAGAUCCUGAACAACGUGCCAGAACUAAAGUUUAUUUGUCUGGAUGUAGCUAACGGAUAUUCGCAACAUUUUGUUGAAUAUGUGCGGAGGGUUCGAGCUGCGUUCCCGAAACAUACUAUUAUAGCCGGAAACGUAGUCACAGGGGAAAUGGUAGAAGAACUCAUUUUAUCUGGCGCUGAUAUUAUAAAGGUGGGAAUAGGUCCAGGGUCCGUUUGUACCACAAGGAUAAAGACCGGUGUGGGAUACCCGCAGCUGUCUGCUGUCAUAGAGUGCGCGGACGCAGCACACGGUCUUAAAGGACACAUAAUAUCGGAUGGCGGUUGCACGUGUCCCGGUGACGUUGCUAAAGCAUUCGGCGCUGGCGCAGAUUUCGUGAUGGCGGGUGGUAUGUUUGCGGGCCACGACCAGUGUGGCGGUGAUGUAGUAACAAAGCCCGAUGGGAGGAAAGUCAAGCUGUUCUAUGGAAUGUCUUCAUCAACAGCUAUGUUGAAACAUUCUGGUGGUGUCGCGGAAUAUCGCUCGUCUGAAGGUAAAACAGUCGAAGUGGAGUACAGAGGCGACGUGGGUGUAACCGUUAAGGAUAUAUUAGGUGGCCUUAGAUCCACUUGUACGUAUGUAGGGGCUGCUAAAUUACGUGAACUUCCUAGACGAGCUACAUUUAUUAGAUGUUGUAGACAAGUUAACGAUACAUUCUCGUAA
Messenger RNA from Leptosia nina, 1041 nucleotides. The record is from the annotation of a GenBank genome assembly. NCBI's taxonomy places the organism in Eukaryota, Metazoa, Arthropoda, Insecta, Lepidoptera, Pieridae.